GCGUCGCCGGGGAGGCGCGGCGCGGCGGGGAUGGCGGAGGUGGGCGCGUGUGGCCGGCUGCUGUCAUGGCCCCGCGUCCUCCUGUUCGGGGACUCCAUCACCGAGUUAGGAUCUAAUUGUGUCCACUUCAUUCAGGCUGCCUUUCAGGAAAACGGAUGGGGAGCAUCGCUUGCUCAGAAACUAGUCAGAAAAUGUGAUGUUUUAAAUCGUGGGCUGUCAGGCUACAAUACCAGAUGGGCUAAACUAGUUCUUCCAAGAUUGAUCAGCAAAAGUUCUAAUGCUGAAAACACAGUUGCAGUUACCAUCUUCUUUGGAGCUAAUGACAGCGCUUUAAAAGAUAUGAAUCCCAAGCAACAUGUUCCCCUGGAAGAGUAUGCUGAGAACUUAAAGAGCCUGGUACAAUAUCUGAAGUCUGUAGACAUUACUGAAGACAGAAUUAUUUUGAUAACACCCCCUCCUCUUUAUGAACCAGCUUGGGAAAAGGAGUGUAUUGCCAAAGGUGACAAAUUAAACCGUCUCAAUUCCACCACUGGGGAAUAUGCCAAGACAUGUGUUCAAGUAGCUAAGGAGUGUGGGACUGAUGUAAUUGAUCUGUGGACACUUAUGCAAAGCAAUAAGGAUUUCUCUUCCUAUUUAUCUGAUGGGCUUCAUUUAUCAGCAGAGGGAAAUAAUUUUUUAGCAACCCAGCUUUGGUCCUGGAUAGAAAAUAAAAUAUCUGCACUGCCUUUGCUGUUUCCUUACUGGCGUGAUGUAGAUCACCUGAAUCCUGAAGGUAGCCUACUAGGAACUCCUGCUCAUUGAAUUACCUAUUUCUUAAACAGAUGGAUUUUUGUCCAUCAGGCUUAUUUUCUGUGGUUUAUAGUUAGGAGAAUAGUUUUAAUGUUUUCUGAUUUCUAGAGAUUGUUUAUGAAAAAAUAAAGUUACUUUUAGACCUUCCAA
Alligator mississippiensis (American alligator) is the source of this 939-nucleotide messenger RNA. It is a transcript of the gene IAH1, whose product is annotated as isoamyl acetate hydrolyzing esterase 1 (putative). The record is from RefSeq and is a predicted model, not a curated record. The coding region runs from base 31 to 801 and encodes 256 amino acids. The transcript has 6 exons. NCBI's taxonomy places the organism in Eukaryota, Metazoa, Chordata, Crocodylia, Alligatoridae. Gene Ontology annotation, molecular function: hydrolase activity, acting on ester bonds.